CAUGUGUUGGUUGUGGCUGUGUACAUAUCCAGUCAUAUAGCUGAUUGAUGACCUUCCUGGAUUUACAAUAAAGGAAUAUUUCCAUCAUUGCUGAUCACGGACUGAUUACUAAUAAUAUUAGAAAUUUGCUCUAAUUAUUAUCCUCUGCAAGCCAACAAGAAAAACUUUAUACUGUCAGUCAGCGAAUUACAAGAUAAAAUGGCCAAUUUAAGAACUAAAUCUUGAAUCAUUAUUAUUUCCGACAGUCUCCUCAGAACCAUUAGACACCCUUGUGUUAAUUCGGGAGUCGGGAUGCUGCGGCGUCCCAAGCCCACGGACAGCGAGGCGGAUCUGCUCCGGGAGCAGCAGGAGCUUCUGGCGGCGGGCGCUCGGUCCUCUGUCUCCGGGGUGAAGCGCGCUGAUAAACGCCGAGGAGACGCGGCUGCAGCUGAUGCACUGGAGCAGGGAAACCAGAGAGAUGUUGUGACUAUAGAAGAUCUUCCAGAUGACCUUCCCACUUUGACCCCUGCACCUCUAAAGAAGUCACGCUUCAAACAGGAGCGGGUGCAUUUUGAAGAUGAGGACCCAGGAGAGCGACUGGACAGACAUGAUACCCACAUCAGUGCUGUCCUGUCUAGAAUCAUUGAGAGGGACACGAGUACGGUACCCGUGUCGCUCCCGUCUAUCACAGGCGCUGCUUUCCCUAAAGUCUUACAUAGAUCUGUAAUGGAAAGUGAGGGGCAGGAAAGAGCUCCUAAAGGAAGAAAAAGUAUUUUUGCACGUCAAAUUGCGGCCCAAAGGUCUAAGAAGGAAGAGACUAGAAAUCAGUGUUCUGCAUCUAGACAUGUGAGCUUCUCUCUGAUGGGGAAUAUGGAGACUGAGCGACCUGAGUCAGAUGUGAUGGACCGUGUUGGUGGCCCUGUGCUACUUACAGGUCAAGGACUAGGGAUUGCAAAUAGUGCCAUGGAGACGAUGAAAAUCCAUGAGGAGAAUCAGGCAAAGUUGCAGGCGAUGUCCCAGAGUGAGAUCCUGGAGGAACAGAGGAAGCUGCUGGCACAGCUUGGCCCUAGAUUAGUAGACUUCGUGAGAUCUCGAGGGGCACAGAGAACCCCGGGAUCUGAGUCAGCAUCUGGGACUGUGCAAAGAGAAGACUUCCUGAAUGAACCUCUGCCCGACAGCACGUCUCCACAGUUAGACCACACAAUAAAAACUCAGGAAUCUCAGGGGAAUACCAUGGAGGAUGAUGAGGAAGAUGAGAAUCAGCUUCUAGCUCAACCUCCAAUUACAGACGAGGAGCUGCCAGUCAAGCCUCAAAAGGAAUGGCUUCACAUGGACAAGGUGGAGCCAGAAAAACUGGAAUGGACAAGAGACCUUCCUGCACCCAGGAAGCAGAGCACCAAAAAGGCUAUGCAAGCACGUUUUGAUUUUGCUGGCUCUCUCAUCCCACCCACCGAAGACGUGCCCACCCAUUUAGGCCUGCAUCACCAUGGAGAGGAGCCAGAGCUGGCUGGCUACUCACUGCAAGAGCUUUUCCUCCUCUCUCGCAGUCAGCUGAACCAACAGCGCAAUCUGGCCGUCAGCACUCUCGCUAAUAUCCUGGCCAAAGCCCGGGCUGGUGAGUACAUUUCCUCUCUAAAGGGCAGCGUCUUGUCUUCUUUAUUGGAUUCUGGAGUCCUCUUUCUUCUGCGGUUCUCCCUGGAUGACAGUGUGGAGGGUGUGAUGUCAGCAGCAGUGCAUGCCUUGCGAGCUCUGCUGGUCUCAUCUGACGAUGAAGAGUGCUUGGAUAAUGCCUUCUCAUGGCUGCUCGGGAUGGCAACCUUUCCUUUACUGCCCACUGCUCAGGAGGAUGAGGAUGAGGAUGAUGAAGGCUUGGAUGAGACCAUGAAAGAAACUGCUAAAGAGAAAGAAGAAAGAAAAACAGAUCAUGAUGUUGCUAGGCAGGAUGUUGUCAAGGGCUUUCUGAAGAUGCAGGGUCUUCCUCGGCUGCGGUACAUCGUGGAGGUGGUGCGGCCCUCUCCCCGGGUCGUUCUUGAUAUUCUGGAGGUUCUGAUCCGAAUCGCUCGCCACUCGACUGCUGCAGCAACACAGAUCCUGGACUGUCCGCGGCUGAUGAACACUGUGAUUUCGGAGUUUCUUCCCUGCUCCUGGGCUCCUGCCACCUCACAGGCUCCGUCCUCUUUGUAUGGGCUCCCGGUUGCCUUGGCGAUGAAGCUGCUUCGUGUUUUAGCAAGUGCUGGGAGGCAUGCUUGUGCUAGAAUACUGAACUCUCUAGGAGGGAAGGAGGUUUUGUCACGUUUCGUGGUUGUGGAACCGUCAGAGAUGUUGCUGGAAGCAGGUGAAGCUCUUCGCUGCAGUACGGAGGCGCUGAGACUGUUCGCAGUGGCUGCCGGCUACGGACAGGCUUGCAGUCUGUACACAGACCUGUAUCCUGUGCUGGUGAAGAGGUUGCAGGCUCGGAACCGGCUGUGUGCUUCAUCUGAGGCUGUGCUGCUUCAGGAGCUGGACCCAAUCAGAGCUCUGCUCGUGCUGCUGACUCGGGUCACUCAGACGGCAGGAUGCCAUGAAGAACUGCAGAGAGACCUAGUCAGUGCUCAGGGUACAGAGUGUCCUCCAGCUCCUCCGGUCGUGUGGAGUCAUGUGACCGGUCUCCAGCCCACUGUCAUCAGCUCUCUCAAGGGCUAUGUGAGAGCACUCGAUGGCCCGGCUCAAAUGUCAAGUGCUCUGAUUCUGCUUCCAUCCUACCUGCUCUACACCGAGGCGUAUUAUUCACAGCUCUGUGUACAAAGCUCUUUCCAGCCGGUACAGUGUCUGCAAGAACUCGAGUCACUAACUUCAGAUGUGCUUCUGCCACUGAUAUCCCAUCAGGCCAUGCAAAAUAUAACCAGCAGCUUUAGGUCCAGCUCUAUUAUCUGUAACCCCGGGCUGAGUGCAGCUGGUGGGGAGGUCAUCUCCAGUCUGCCAGGUCUGGGCUGCUCGAGGAUGAAGACCUCCAGCACAAUGGCAGGGCUCAACUCCCCUCUGCCUCUCCCUACUGCCCUCCUGUACCUGCUGAACACCAUCACCUCCAUCCACAAAGGCUUAAUAAAGAAGUUCAGUCCUCUCAUCCUCUCGGACUCUGUACUGAGUUAUCUGCGGUCUUGUAUCGGAGCCAUGCCCACUGUUUCUCACUCGAGUGCCUGGAUUUUACGCCAUGAGCACCACCUGCUGUAUCUGCUGCUCAGACUGGCUCACAAGCUGGUUCCAGUUGACCCAGAGGUGGCCAAACACGCAGUCUUGUUCCACCAUGUAUCGCUGGCUCUAGUGUCCUGGCUGCUGCCUGGCAGUGAAUAUCUGGCACAUGAACUCAUGUCUGUCAUGACCUUCAGUCACAGCCUCCUUCCGGAGGGUGUCUCUGGUGAACCAGAGAUUGCUGCGUUGGCUGAGCUGCAGCUUAAAGACAGGACUUCACCUGCUGUUGGUGCUCUGCUGCGUGAGGCUCUCCAUCAUUUGCCCUCCAUCCGCGGUUGUUACCUCACCCACCUUGCACACAUGGAAUCCUCUGUUCUUUCAUCCCGUGACCGGUACCUCGGCCGAACGCCUUUUGUCAGCUCUCAUCUCCUACCUGAACUUACUGGCCCCUCCCUGCCUUCUGAUUGGCCCUUCUUACCGCUCAUUAGUCUCUAUGAGCGAAUGGGGCUGUCAGCUGGUGGUGGGCAUCAGGUUGAGUGUCUUCCAGCAGGGUCAGUGCAGUCAGUCACUAACUGCCUUCAAUGGCUGCUUGUUCUGGAGAGUUGGAGAGAGCAGGCUCUCACGCCGGUGCCACCAGUGGCAAAGUUAGCCCGGCUAGCCUGUGUCUUUCUGUGCUCCAGUGACCUCUUCCUGGAGCGGCCUGUGCAAGAGCUUACUUGGGCGUUGUUUCGCAGGCUAACACAGCCAGCUCAGCUUGAGGCGCUGGAUCUGGGCUCACCUCCACCAGGCUUGGCUUCCUUUCAUGACCUGUACUCAGCUCUGCUGGCGCAGUAUGAGGCUGUGUCAUUCGGUGACCCACUCUUUGGUUGCUUCAUGCUUUUGCCUCUACAGCGGCGCUACAGUGUCACCAUGAGGCUGGCUGUGUUCGGAGAACAUGUGGGAAUGUUGCGAUCGCUGGGGGUCCCGCUACAGCAGUUCUGGGCAUCUGGAGCUGUGAGCCAAUUCAUACUGAUAUUUCAUCUGAAAAUACUGUUCACAACAUCUGAUUAUUGGGAGUUGGGAAAGUAAUUUAGUAAAAAUGGUUUGUUUAGGGAGUUGCAGGGAUGCAUGAAAUGAGCUUUUUAUGUACUUUUUUUGCCAUUAAAGUCACAGACUGAGAAACCAGAAUUCCCUUGAUCUUUUGGCAUAUAAGGGGUCAUUGUACUGUAAAAACAUCCUGAUUGUUUCAGAACUCAAAACAUUGUUGUUAGUCUUAAAGCAGCUUGUAUUGAAGGCUUAUGGAAUGUUCUGCUCUAUAGUGGAUACGGAGUCCGGGGAGUGAAUUUCGAGUGGGGGUGUCACUUCACUUCCGGCUAGUUAGGUUUAUUUGGAAAUUAAAGUGAUUUCUAUAUUUUAUUAAUUCAAAACACUACAAAAGCGAGCCCAGAUUCAGUGUUUGUUUCACUCCACAAAUGCGUCUUUUGCCUGCAGACUGCAGCCAAUAGAAAUGUUUCUCUAUCGCAGCGCGUCCUGCUCCUCACAACACAGAUUGUGAAAGCAGACUGCAGUUUUUGUCAUAAAUUGUAAGAGUGUAGAGAGACGAUGUAAAUAAUAGAUUCAGUGUGCAGUGUACUGUAGAGAGCUUUGUUCAUUAAAAUGGAGGUUUGUGAGAUCGCGAUGAAUUAAAGAGGGUAACCGCUUUUAAAUGAUCAUAAAGAGAGUUUGCAAGUGUAAAAUUGAAUUUUACACAACAGUUUUAUACAUUUUUGAUUUUAUUCAAAAGUUAAUAUAAAUUGACGCACAUUUUAGGAACACUGUUGUCUAUUUUGCUCUAUUUCAUCAACAGAAAUAGUUCAAAAACAAAGGCACAGCUGAGGCUCUGUGCAUCUAUAGUCUUUGACACAGCAAUGUUUAGUUUAAGAAUCUUUGCUUUUGAACAAAUCUAGUGAGUCAAUGAUUCAAUGACCCAUUCAUAAAGAGAUUCACUUGCUUCGUUCCUGAAUGAAUCAACCCAUUGAACAAAUCGAUUGAAUGAAUGAUUCAGUGACAAAGAAUAAAUAAGCUUUCCAUUGAUGUAUGGUUUGUUAGGAUCGGACAAUAUUUGGCUGAGAUACAACUAUUUGAAAAUCUGCAGAAAAAAAAAUCUAAAUAUUGAUAAAAUAACCUUUAAAGUUGUUCGAAUUAAGUUCUUAGCAAUGCAUAUUACUAAUAAAAAAAUAAGUUUUGAUAUGUUUAUGGUAAGAAAUUUACAAAAUAUAUUCAUGAAACUUAAUCUUUAUUUAAUAUCCUAAUGGGUUUUGGCAUAAAAGAAAAGUGGAUCAUUUUGACCCAUACAAUGCAUUGCUUGCUAUUGCUGCAAAUAUAACUGUGUGACUUAAGACUGUUUCUGUGGUCCAGGGUCACACAUUAAAAAUAAACUGCAAAUGUUUUUGCAAAGUGUUAACCAUUAAAUAUAAUCUACAAAUCAUUCAAUACUUUACCAGUAAAUAAGAAGUGUUUUGAGGGAACUAAUCUAUCUUUUCUUUUAUUAAACACAGGGGGUUAUUAAUGAUCCUUACAUUAUAACAUGUACAAAUUCACAAACAGCGUAUCUUUAAUUUGGCCAGAAUUGCAGGUGCUGGUCUUAAUAUACAGUUUUGAAUGAUUAAAUGCAUCCGAAAGGUCAUCUAAAAUUACCAUUAUUAACCCCCCAGCCCCCACCCAAGCUACAUUCCCCACAAUGAAUUUUGAACAUUUCCCCCACUGAUUAUAAGUGGACCUCAGGAAACAGUACACAAUAAUAAACAAAGGCAGUUCAAUACCCCUUUAUCAUUCACAAUCUAGAUUUAUAAAGGGAAUAGUUAACCCAAAAUGUACAAUUCUGUUAUCAUUUAUGCACUCAUUUCAAACCUUUACUCACAUUUUAAUCUUUUUUGGAAUGCAUAUUUUUAAUGAAACCUGUUUUAUAUCUUUCCAUUGAUAGUACAUUCCACCAAAACGUUGAUUCUUCAAGUUCAUCAAGAGAUCGUAAACGUAAUCUCAAUCACAGGUUGAUGGAGUGGAGGGAUGAUUACAGAUGUCGUUAUAAAACAGUUGUAGAUACGAGGCAGAGGGGAAGUUAUCAAACCACUUAAAGCGGUCUCC
Messenger RNA from Carassius gibelio (silver crucian carp), 6249 nucleotides. RefSeq names its product RNA polymerase II-associated protein 1. The record is from RefSeq and is a predicted model, not a curated record. Lineage: Eukaryota; Metazoa; Chordata; Actinopteri; Cypriniformes; Cyprinidae. Gene Ontology annotation, cellular component: nucleus. Gene Ontology annotation, biological process: transcription by RNA polymerase II. Bases 292 to 4215 code for a protein of 1307 amino acids. The transcript is spliced from 22 exons.